Molecule: messenger RNA, 4910 nt
Organism: Oncorhynchus keta (chum salmon)
Lineage: Eukaryota; Metazoa; Chordata; Actinopteri; Salmoniformes; Salmonidae
Product: kinase suppressor of Ras 2-like
Exons: 22
Coding region: 190-2757 (855 amino acids)
Biological process (GO): protein phosphorylation
Molecular function (GO): protein kinase activity; ATP binding
Source: RefSeq, a predicted model, not a curated record
GAAAGCUGGUGAAGUACUUCAGUCGCCAGCUUUCCUGUAAGGUGAGAGUGGCCUCACAGGAGGACAGCACUGAGCUACAGGACUUCCCCAGACUGGGACACUGGUUCCGCAUCGUCAACCUGAGGAAGGAGGUCACUGAGGAGAUGGAUCCGGGCGACGUGACUCUGGAGGGGCUGCUGGAGAUGAGUGAUGAGCAGGUGUGUGAGGCCAUGGAGAAGUUUGGAGCCAACGACGAGGAGUGUGCCCGGCUCAACGCCUCUCUGUCCUGCCUCAGGAAGGCCCACCAGUCAGAACAACUCGAGGAUGACUCAUUGCCCAAUAACGGAGCAGGCAGCAAUGCCAAGCAGGACUGGUCCAUCCAGUGGCCCACCUCUGAGUCUGGCAAGGAGAACACUCCCUUCCCCUCUCCAGAACCCAGCCAGUGGGUCCGCUUCCAACUCUCCCAAAGCCCCAUGGUCCAGGCCAAGUACAACCAGCAGCACCACAGCCAGUGCCACAGCCCCCAGUCAUUGCUACCCUAUCCGUAUGGCCCCUAUGUCCAGCCAGACCGCCUCACCGUGGACAGCCACCUGGGACUGGGGGCCUUCCCCCAUGGACACGGGUCAUCGAUCCCUGCCCCCCUCGCCCCGUCAGAGGCACUUUGCCCACACCCCUCCCCGGACUCCACUGGUGGUGAACACCAUGACCCCCCCGGGCACGCCCCCCAUGAGGCGCAGAAACAAGGUGAAGGCCCCCGGGACGCCCCCACCGCCCAGCCGAAAGCUCAUCCACCUGCUGCCGGGCUUCACGGCGCUGCACCGCUCCAAGUCACACGAGUUCCAGCAGGGCAACCGCAUUGGUCUGGAGGCAGCUGACCUGCAGACACUCAAAGUGAAGCAGAAGAAGUCCAAGCCUCAGCACCUGAAGAUCAACAGCAGUGUGGGGAGCUGUGAGAACCUCCCUACCCAACGCUCACCCCUCCACUCCUCUGACCAUCGCUCACUCCGUUCCUUCUUCUUCCCCACCUUCAUCCCCUCCACUCCCCCCGUCCACUCCGAUGCAAACACUCUGUCAGUGCCUCGCUGGUCCCCACAGAUCCCUCGGAGAGACCUGGGAAACUCCAUAAAACACAGGUUUUCCACCAAGUAUUGGAUGUCUCAGACAUGCAUAGUGUGUGGAAAAGGAAUGUUGUUUGGACUUAAAUGUAAAAACUGCAAGCUGAAGUGCCACAACAAAUGUACCAAAGAAGCCCCACCUUGCCAUUUACUGAUCAUCCAAAGAGGAGGAAGUAACCCCCUCAAAGAUCACCAAGGAAAUCAAGCUCGUUUGGUACGGACUGAAUCGGUACCAUGUGACAUCAACAACCCGCUCAGGUACACAGACCUGCACGUCAGUCAGACGCUGCCCAAAACCAACAAAAUCAACAAGGAUCACAUCCCUGUCCCGUACCAGCCAGACUCCAGCAGUAACCCCUCCUCCACCACCUCCUCCACACCUUCCUCACCCGCUCCACCCCUCCCUUCCAGUGCCACCCCUCCCUCCCCCCUACACCCUUCCCCACAGUCAGCACGGCAACAGAAACAGUUCAACUUCACAGCUUCUUCUUACUUCAAAUACAAGCAGCAGUUCAUCUUCCCAGACGUGGCCCCGGCACCAGAGGCUCCUAACAGAACGCCCCAGGUCAUCCUUCACCCUGUCCUGUCUGAGCCUGGAAUCGAGGUGAACCCUUUAAACCCUUUACUUCAGAUUGAAGUUGAACCGACAUCAGACAAUGAGGAGGGCAACGAUGAGGCGGAGUACUCGGAGGAUGAGUUUGAGGAGAUGAACCUGUCUCUGCUGUCAGCCCGUAACUUCCCCCGUAAAGCCAGCCAGACCUCCAUCUUUCUCCAGGAGUGGGACAUCCCCUUCGAACAGCUAGAGAUAGGGGAGCUCAUCGGGAAAGGUCGCUUCGGCCAAGUUUUCCACGGGCGCUGGCAUGGCGAGGUGGCCAUCCGCCUCAUCGACAUCGAGCGUGACAAUGAGGACCAGCUCAAGGCCUUCAAGAGGGAGGUGAUGGCCUACCGAAACACUCGGCACGAGAAUGUGGUCCUCUUCAUGGGCGCCUGCAUGAGCCCUCCACACCUGGCCAUCAUCACCAGCUUGUGUAAGGGAAGGACUCUAUAUUCGGUGGUGAGGGAUGCCAAAGUCAUCCUGGAUGUCAACAAGACCAGACAGAUCGCCCAGGAGAUGGUUAAGGGGAUGGGCUAUCUCCAUGCCAAGGGGAUCCUACACAAGGAUAUGAAGUCCAAGAAUGUCUUCUACGACAAUGGCAAAGUGGUCAUCACCGACUUCGGACUUUUCACCAUAUCUGGGGUUCUGCAAGCUGGCAGCCGUAGAGAGGACAAACUGAGAAUCCCCAGUGGAUGGCUUUGUCACCUGGCCCCUGAAAUAGUCUCUCAGCUCUCCCCUGAAACAGAGGAGGACAAGCUGCCUUUCUCCAAACAGUCAGAUGUCUUUGCUUUCGGCACUAUCUGGUAUGAGUUGCAUGCACGUGAGUGGCCUUACAAGAACCAGCCAGCAGAGGUUAUCAUCUGGCAGGUGGGCAGUGGGAUGAAGCCCAACCUCACACAGAUCGGCAUGGGCAAAGAGAUAUCGGACAUCCUGCUCUUUUGCUGGGCGUUCGAGCAGGAUGAAAGGCCCAGCUUCUCCAAGCUGGUGGAUCUGCUGGAAAAGUUGCCAAAACGGAACCGUCGCCUUUCCCACCCAGGGCACUUCUGGAAGUCAGCUGAGUGCAGUUGACCAAGACCCCCUGAAUCUAGACUUCUCAACAUCCUCUGAUAUCACAUUUUUGGUUUAUUGUUUAAUCACAUGGAAUAUAUGUUUUAUUUGAUUACUCGAAUGACCUGUUCAGUUUGUUUGUUAGCUUAUUUAUUUUGGAAUGUAUUUUUCUCAAUGUUGUGUUUUUUUCGUGUCAUGAAUCACUUAAUUAUCUAUGGAAAAUGCAUUUUUAUGAACAAAUGUGUGUUUUGUGUUUUCUUUUUGGAAUGAAAUUGUUUUUAUAGUUAAAGUAAUUAUUUUACGAAUUGUGAAAUGUACAUUUUUAAGUCAUUGUCUUGCCAUUUCCCUUGUAUGUCAACUGUCUCUGUCAUGUGUUUGACCCUGGUUACCUCAUGGUCUCUCAUGUGUUUGACCCUGGUUACCUCAUGGUCUCUCAUGUGUGAAUGUCUACAUGUUUGUGUUUUCUACGUUUGUCUCAAAGCUUUAUCUUAUAGUCAUUAUUUACUAUUGAAUGUGAUCACUCCUGCCAAUUGUAGGGCUGGAUGAUGGUACAGUACCUUAGUAGGAAACUGUGCUCCAAUUGGCCUGUGCUUUGAUUAUCGGCUGUGAACACUGUUGAGCAUGCAUCAAAAAUGGCAUCCUGUUCCAUACAUAGUGCGCUACUAAGGUCAAUAGUAGUGCACUAGAUAGGGAAUAGAAUGUGAGAUGUUUAAACUAGAGCCUUUUUUUCAAACUGUGCCCUUUGGCUGUUGGUUCAGUCAGUAGGCCUACACUGACUGACUAGAUGUCUAGAAGUCUCUAAUGUGAAAACACUGUCACUCGAAAUGUAUCUCAUUACAGUACCUACUAUGAACUUGCUUAAACACCUUGGAGAAUUGCUGUUACUGAGCCCAUGGAGAAAUAUGUGUAUAGUGGUUACUUUAUUGUUUUAAAGUGGACGAGGGUAAUCACAGAUGUAUAGCUAGCUAAGCUCACUAUUUACCUCCAUGAAUUAUGACACAAUCGAUUUACUUCGGGAGUUCUUCAGCCCUAUAAUUGACAAAGCACUUUCUGAACAGACACCAUGAUACAGUUUAUUCUAGUAACAUGACUGUGUCCAUGACCUGGCCAUUUGUAUAAUAUAUUUCACUGCGAUAUUUUAAAUAUAGCCCACUAGAGCCCAGUCAGACUGAAUGAUAUCAUUGUGGAUGAAAAGAAGUGUCUCGGUAAGAACUGUAUGGCAACUGCUUUGGGGUCUGUACAGCCAUGUCUUAUAUAUAGAUGCAGACAAUCCAGUCCUGUAUAAAGCCAUUUCUACUACACUAUAUUAUACAGUUUCCGACAGUGUUGGAAAUGCAUUCAAACAAUUUGCUGCUGUUUCUUUUGGAGUACAUCUGUCUAUUUUGGAUUUGCUGCGAUUCCGAUAUUGUACGUGGUCGUUUAUAUUUGUACUGUUUACAACUUCUAAGUGCAUGAAAUGGACUAUAAAGGAUCUAUUCUUGUUAUUGCGAUAAAUAGUUGACUCCUUCAACUUUAUUGGGUGGCAGGCAGGUAGCCUAGUGGUUAGAACAUUGGGCCAGUAACCUGAAAGGUUGCUGGCUCGAAUCCCCGAGCUGACAAGGUAAACAUCUGUCGUUCUGCCCCUGUGCAAGGCAGUUAACCCACUGUUCCCCGGGCACCGAAGACUUGAAUGUUGAUUAUGGCAGCCCCCCCCGCACCUCUCUGAUUCAGAGGGGUUGGGUUAAAUGUGGAAGACAUAUUUCAGUUGUACAACUGAUCACUGGGGUAUUUCAUGAUUUACCUGUUGUAAGCAUAGGGCCAUCAAAUGACAGGAUACAACAGUUAUACUGCUGGCUUUGUAAAAAAGGAAAUGUUCAAAAAUGAUGUUUAAGAGAAUGAUUGUAAUAGUAUAUUUAUACAUUAUAAUAGCCUAUCGUGAAGAGGAAUAACACACUGUGCUGAAUUCGACAAGAAUCUGACCAGAAAAUGAUUCUACAUUUAGUGUCAAGUGUACAUAACAGAUUAUAGACAUACAAUCUUUAUCAUCAGUUGCUGUAAAUCAAUAUUACGGCAGCACUUUAUAAAAACUCCAGGUAAUAAUGCAUUUAUAAGGAAUUAUUACAUAAUUUAUGCAUAAUGUAUUAAUCAUUACUGCCACAUUUGUAAAUGUUAUUAACCUAUUUAUUCACACAUUU